This is a messenger RNA of Loa loa (African eye worm), 953 nucleotides long. RefSeq lists its product as hypothetical. The transcript has 6 exons. The record is from RefSeq and is a predicted model, not a curated record. NCBI's taxonomy places the organism in Eukaryota, Metazoa, Nematoda, Chromadorea, Rhabditida, Onchocercidae. Bases 91 to 768 code for a protein of 225 amino acids.
UUUCAGGUUUUUGAGCAAUGUUAGGAAAUUGUAUCGCAGUCCCACAAAUGUCACCAAUCGCAAACAUUCGGUGUUAAUUGUAUAUUAGCUAUGAUGUCAUCGACUCAUUCAGAAGAUCAUGUUUAUGAUGUUCACAUGGACAUCAGUCAUCAGUUUUUCCCACUUCCGAGCGUAGCAAUUCCGGAUAUCACUAUUAAUCACCCAUCUGUGGCAGAGUACAAUUUCGAGAAUGAGAGAAAAGCUAUUGCUGAUUACGAAAAGAAUAAAACCGCCUUAGCAGUCAAAGUGAAGGAAAUGAAAACUAGGAAUGUAAUCCCUGCGAAACAAUCAAACAUUAUGGUUGAGAGAGUGCCAAAUUUAAUCUGCGAAUUACAUGCUCGAAAAGUUCAUUCAGGCGUUAUACUGAAACCGAGUCGCGCUGUAGCCACAACUCAACAGCAAAAUACGAAACCAGUGAAACCAGCACUGAAUGCCUUCGAAGAAUUUGAGUUGAAACCAAAUCUCUUUGAUCUCCUGGAAUUAAGUACUAUAGAUGAUAAAGCUGCCCUUGAACAGAUACUUGCCAAUGCGCCACAAUCUCCGAGCGUUGUCGGAAGUAGUACCCAACCUUCUUCAGGAUUAAUGUCUUCAUCAUCGAUUCCAAACAUGGGUUUGAAAACAUCAGAAACCGAUGAUACUCACAGUCUAUAUAAUUUGUCGACUCUCAAAAGCUAUAAUAACUCAUUUGGUAUUGGCGUAUCUAGUGCCUCUUUCAGGCGAAACUUGUAGAGUUUUCUUUGGGCUAACUAAAUUCGGAUCGUUUUAAAAGCCGUUCUUACUGAAUCGCUGACGAAUGAAUCAUUGCAGAUUCUGAUGUACUUGGUUUUUAUCACUUAAUUUGCAUUUACUCCAGUUUGUUCACCUGCUUUGUCACUAAGAAAUUAAAGCGAAAUAAAAUUUCGUUUACUGGCGAA